AUGGAGACAGCAGGGGCACAAGGUUUUCAUGUUCAGAACACAGAGAGCUCUCAGGCUUCCACUGGAUCUGUAGAUGCCCCAUCUUUGGCAUCGAAAUCCAAUGAUGAAAAUGAUUCCACGGCCACCGUCGACAUCGCAGACGCCACUCGCGCCUUAGCAGGCAUCGACGGCAUCCAAGAUGGCUCCUUUACGGUGGUUCCGUUCUUCCCUGAGAACUUCUUGGUUAAGUGUCGGAGCAGAGAGGUCCGUGACACCAUGCUUGCUGCGUCCACAGUUCCAGCAGCAGGAACCAGCCUGGUGCUCCGCCCCUGGACUCGCCUGGCUCACGCUGAGGCUGCUUCCAUGAAGUUCAGGGCGACGUUGGAGCUCGAAGGCAUUCUGCCUCAUGCCUGGGGGGAAGACACCGCGGCAAAGAUCCUCGCCCCCAGCUGUUGGGUGCACCAGGUCGACCCAUCAUCGGUGUCCAAGGCAGACCUCUCCGUGUUCAAGCUUACUGCUUGGACAAGUGACCCGAGGGCCAUCCCAAAGGUUGUCUGGCUGCAUGUCGCCGAGAACGAGAGCUUCGUGACCGCCGGCGAGCAGCUGCUCUUCGGCAGGUUGCAGCCAUCCCUGCGUCACAAGAACGUCCUUAUGUACCGGGUAACUAUCCACAUUCGCAGCAUCGCCGACUUCGUUCCUGCCGACCUCUCGCCACCACCACCAGCGCCAACCACCGACAACGGCGACAGUGGCCAAGACGGCAAUCCAGAUCGCCACCACUUCCAGCGUGGAACCGGUCCUCGGCUCCAGGGAUUCCGGUGCCAUAGGGGUGUCGUUGACGGCGAGGUUGGGACCCGCAAGAGCGGCGGCGGCGCCGUUGGUGCCAUGAAGGCACUGCAUGUUGCAAGAAGGUGCCCACGGGACGACGUCACCCGGCAACUCCACGCCUGCCAACAUUCUGAGUACACCUGCACAAAGCAAAAGCAAAAGCCAAAGCUGCAGCAGGAUGCAGGCGAAUCCUGCUUUUGCGACCAGACCGUUCCUAGGCAGGAGAAGGACCUAUCGGAGCCUUCCACGACGGCUGAACUAGGGGCCCCGCUCCCAUUCGAAUUUGGCCACAUGCUAAAUGACGGCCAGUGCACUGGAGUCGAGUCGGCCUCGGAUCCAAUGAUCCUCGAGGCAAGACUCCUCAGUGACCCCACAACGCCAACAGUCAUGCAAGUCGACAACCCAACGAGCGCCAUAGAGGCAGGCACCACUGAAGUGACCAACCCUCACACCGUCCCUACGGACAACGCAGAGGCCUGGGGAUGGUGGGGAGUUGUGAUCAUUUUAGCUGUGUCACUGCUGUCAGAGGGCUCCAGUAUGGCUAGUAACUACUGGUUAUCAUAUGAGACAUCAGGAGGCCCUGUAUUUGACACUUCCAUAUUUCUUGGUGUUUACGUUUCGAUAGUUGCUACCACAAUUAUAUUGGAAAUGAUUGCCACUUUUAUUGUGACAUUCUUGGGGCUCCAAUCAGCACAGGCCUUUUUCAACAAGAUGUUUGACAGCAUUCUACGAGCACCAAUGUCAUUUUUUGACACCACUCCUUCAGGAAGGAUCCUAAGCCGGGAAUCAUCGGACCAAUCUAAGAUUGAUACUAACCUUGUGUUCUAUGUUGGUUUUGCCACAUCAAUGUGCAUUUCAGUGGUUACCAACAUAGCUAUUACUUGCCAAGUUGCAUGGCCGUCAGUAAUUGCAGUACUUCCUCUACUGCUUUUGAACAUCUGGUACCGGAAUCGUUAUAUUGCGACAUCUCAAGAGCUUACUCGUCUUCAAGGAGUAACAAGGGCGCCAAUUAUUGAUCACUUUACAGAAACCUUUUUGGGUGCUCCAACUGUAAGGUGUUUCAGAAAGGAGGAUGAGUUCUACCAGACAAACCUGGACAGGAUCAAUUCGAAUUUGCGUAUGUCAUUUCAUAAUUAUGCAGCUAAUGAGUGGCUUGGAUUUCGCCUGGAGCUAAUUGGCACACUUAUUUUAUCCAUAACUGCUUUUCUCAUGAUUAGCUUGCCUAGCAAUUUCAUCAAGAAAGAAUUUGUCGGCAUGUCCCUUUCUUAUGGUCUUUCUCUCAAUUCCUUGGUGUACUACACAAUUUCCAUAAGCUGUAUGAUCGAAAAUGAUAUGGUAGCCAUAGAGAGAGUGCAUCAGUACAGUACUCUCCCUUCUGAGGCAGCAUGGGAAGUUGCCGACUGUCUUCCCUCACCAGAUUGGCCCAGCCGAGGAGAUAUCGAUGUGAAAGAUCUGAAGGUUCGGUAUCGUCAAAACACACCACUAAUCUUGAAAGGAAUUACUGUGAGUAUUAAGAGUGGAGAAAAAAUUGGAGUUGUGGGAAGGACGGGCAGUGGAAAGUCGACUUUAGUGCAGGCUUUAUUCAGGAUUGUGGAGCCGGCAGAAGGCCAUAUCAUCAUCGAUGUCGCCCACAUGGGGGAGAACUGGAGUGUAGGGCAGAAGCAGCUCCUCUGCUUCGUCCGAGUUAUACUGAAACGCAGCCGGAUCCUCUUCAUGGACGAGGCGACAACUUCUGUUGAUUCUCAAACAGAUGCGGCCAUCCAGAGGAUCAUCCGCGAGGAAUUCACCGAAUGUACUGUCAUCAGCAUUGCACAUCGGAUACCGACUGUUAUGGACAGCGAUCGAGUUCUGGUGUUGGACGCAGGUCUUGUGGCAGAAUUCGAUGCACCCUCCAAGUUGAUGGGGAGGCCAUCACUCUUUGGUGCGAUGGUUCAGGAGUAUGCAAGUCGCUCUUCUAGCUUGAAGGAAACCGUUGGAUGA
Molecule: messenger RNA, 2787 nt
Organism: Miscanthus lutarioriparius
Lineage: Eukaryota; Viridiplantae; Streptophyta; Magnoliopsida; Poales; Poaceae
Source: the annotation of a GenBank genome assembly